This is a messenger RNA of Trichoderma reesei QM6a, 987 nucleotides long. RefSeq lists its product as uncharacterized. The coding region runs from base 1 to 987 and encodes 328 amino acids. Gene Ontology annotation, cellular component: nucleus. The record is from RefSeq and is a predicted model, not a curated record. Gene Ontology annotation, biological process: U6 snRNA 3'-end processing. Gene Ontology annotation, molecular function: 3'-5'-RNA exonuclease activity. NCBI's taxonomy places the organism in Eukaryota, Fungi, Ascomycota, Sordariomycetes, Hypocreales, Hypocreaceae. The transcript has 2 exons.
AUGGCUCUUGUCGACUACUCCUCCUCCUCAUCAUCAGCAUCAUCGCAUUCCGACAGUGAAGACGACAGCGCGCCAUCAGCGCCGCCGGCCAAACGGCGCAAAGCCUCGCCGCACGGCUCCGGAGCCCGGCCAAAGGCCCCGAGCCCUCCGUCAGGCCGCGAGUCCGACCUGCCACCUCUCCCCCCAGCAUUCCACGACCUGUAUGCGUCCACCGUCCGCCACAGCGUCGUGGACGAUCCCGCGCUGCACCACGGGCGCAAGAGACUGACUCCUCAUGUCGUGGGCAACUGGCCCAGCCAUGUUUAUGUGGAGUGGCAUCCGCUGGCUGACCAGCACGAGAAGCUGGCUCGACUGGUAUGCAGCGUCAACGAGGCCAUUGGCAGCCGAGCUAAGCUGCACAGCUUCCUGACGAGUGACUUGGGGGCGCCGCUGCCUCUCCACAUCAGUUUGUCACGGCCCCUUUCGCUAAGCACCUCUAACAAAGACCGGUUUCUCGACCAGAUCUCGUCUGAGCUGCAUGCCAGCGGCGUAUCCCAGUUCUCCGUUAGUCCCAGGAGGCUGUUGUGGUAUAACUCGCCUGACUCGAACCGCACGUUUCUUAUCCUCCAGGUAGCGAGCUCGUCAAUGUUGAAAAGCGGUGGGACGCUGUCGAAUCCGGAGCUCAUGAGGCUGCUGAACGCAUGCAAUGCCGUGGCUCAGAGGUUUGACCAGCCCAUUCUGUAUCAGAGCAAGGGAGGCGAAGAGGGCUCGGCUGAUGAGGCAUUUCACAUCUCUAUUGGAUGGGCGCUUGACCUCCCAGUGGAUGAAGAGUCCAACAAAGCUCUGGAAGUGUUUCGAGAUGGAGAGUUUGAGUCUGUCGAGACGUGGAAGAUUCCAGUGCCCGGCGUCAAGGUAAAGAUAGGCAAUGUCGUAAGCCACGUGCCGCUCUCCUCAGGAGCUGUUUCGACUGCUUCGAGGCGUCAAUCAAGGUCACUUUUUGGGUUAUAG